GCUAACCAGUGCCCUGAACCGACAGAGCUCAGAGCUUCAGCAGGAUCUAAACCACACAGAGGGACUUUUGGUGGUAUGCUCUUGGACCUAAAAUAGCUGAACAAAGGACCUGGACUCCCUUUUUGGUCUGUUUUUCAAAUCUCUACUGUAUGGGAAACAGGAGGCUUUAGAAGAUGUUUUUGACAGCCCACCAUACACUUUUCCUCACCUUGAGCUCUCUACUGUCCCUGUCCGGUGCUUUGGGGACAUACCACUACAAUCUUUUCAAGUCUCAACCAAAUCCCCAGCAUCAUGCUGCAAAACCCAUGGGUCGACACAAAAACCACUGUGCUUAUGUUGUGGAGAAGAGUGUCUCAUUCACCGUACAGGAUGGAGUAGCACCCUACGUCAAGGCAGAAUACAACAAAUGUUCCUGGGGUCAAAAGUGUCCUACACUGAUGUAUCGCUUGUUCCAUAAACCCUUGUACAAGGUUGCCUACAAGACAGUGACAGAGCUGGAAUGGCGCUGUUGUCCAGGAUUUUCUGGUUUUGGGUGUAAAAUUGGACCCAUGCAUAAAGGUCCUAUGCCUAUGCAUAAAGGCCCUAUGCCUAUGCAUAAAGGCCCUAUGCCAAUGUACAAAGGCCCUAUGCCAAUGCAAAAGGGACCCAUGCCUCCAUUCAAAGGCCCAAUGCCACCAUUUAAGGGACCGAUGCCUUCCUUUAAGGGACCAAUGCCUCCUUUCAAAGGACCAAUGCCCCCAUUCAAAGGAGGUCACUGGGGGCAGAACCCAAUGAACACUAGACCUAAUAAUAAUUUUGGUCAAAAUGGCGGUUCUUACCCAAAUCCUUCCUACUCGUCCAUCUCAAAUCCUCAAGAUCCCUUAAAUGGUCAUCCUGAUGGCAUCCCAGACCAUCACGAUUCAUCACCAGAACACCAUGAUCCCACUCUGGAUCAUCAAGACCCAAUGCUGGAUCACCAUGAGCCCUCACUGGAUCACCAUGAUCCUUCAUUGGACCAUCAUGAUCCAUCUACGGACCAUCUCAAUCCAAAUCCAGACCAUGAUGCUGACCCUGAACCUCAUCCCAUUAGAGUGAAUGUUGAGGCAGAGCUGAUUCCUGAAGAGCAAGCACCUUCUGCAGACAUUCAUCCAAACUAUGAUCAGGACCUUGAUGGUGUGAAUGUCGAGAGACUUGACAGGAUGGAAGAUGACGUGCAGCGCCUGUCUCGUGGCCUGGAGACGCUACGAGGCACAGUGACUGGUCUGGAGGACAGCCUCCGCGCAUCGCUGCGUGAAGAUGCAAACAGGAUGCUCUCUGCCCUCCUCUCUGCAGCUCCGGCCGCAGGGCCACACACAGCCGGGGCCUCUAGCGCCUCCACGGUGGGAUUUGGAGACCUUCCUGGGGUGGCCCCUGAGGUUGUGGGCCUGGAUGGCCUGCAGUUCCCAGGUCUGAGCGAGCUGGUUGGUAAGGUAGCCGAUCUCCGCAGCGAGCUCCAAGCCAAGGCAAACGAGCUAGAUGAGCUCCGGGGGACUGUGCUGGGGCACGAUGGCACCCUGAAGAUGCUGACCAACUCAACGAACUCCCUCACAGGGAGCCCUCUUGCACCCGAUGCUCAAAGAGCCAUGGAGAACAUAGUGGACACCAAGCUGAGCGGUGCCCGCACAGCCAUCCUGGGUGGCUUUGAAAGACGUGUGGAGACUGCAGAGUAUCGGUGCGAGGAGAGAGCCGGGGAGGUCCGGCGACAGUGCCAGAAGGACCAGAUGGAUGGGCAGAGUCAGAUGGAGGACAAUCUGGGCGGAAGCAUGGCUGACCUGAGGAAGCAACUGGCAGACCUCCAGGCCCAGAUCCAGUCUCUCUCUCCAGAGGAUGGCUGCUGCCAUGGGGUUUCUGGCUUAACUGAGAGGGUGGUUCUCCUGGAGCAGUCAAUGGAUGGGCUGAACCAGUCACAGAAACAUCUCAAGGCUGAGCUGGGAGGGCACAAGGACCAUGUGGAAGGCAUGUUGGAAGGUCGUCUGGGUUACGUAGAAGCAAAACUAAACAUCACUCUGGACCUGCUGCAAGGAGCAGGACCAAGAGGAGAGCCUCAGAGGAGCUUAGACUCCAGACUAGAGGAGAAGCUCAAGGCCUUGGAGGAGCGUCUCUUUGCAGCAGUGGAGGAGCUGGGUAAUGCAACGGCUCCUGCUCUUCUGGAAGGACAGGGGGUGCCGACCCUGGAGACUGAGGUCGAGUCGCUUCGAAAAAGGGUAGCAGUAGAUGUAGACCGGGUGCAGAGGCAGCUGUCCAAUUUGGAGCUCCUGUGCUCUUCAAACUGUGCCCCGGUGCCUGCACUCGAGGGAACCACUAAUAUACAGGUUACUAAAGAGGACAGCAGUCAAGCGGACAACCACACAAAGAUGCUGGACCUGCAGGCUGAAAGGCUAAACCGUCUCAAUGCAACCCUGGCACUUCUCCUUCACAAAAUAACCGAGAGAGAGGAGGCACAGGCUGAAGGCCUUCACGGGGAGGUAACGCUGCUCAAGGUGAGUGUGCGUUCAGUGAACCACACCCUGCUCGGCUUGAGGGACUCCCUAGGCGCAGUGGUGCAGGAGGUCAGCCGGGCGAACACCACUUGGCAGGGUCGUGAGGAGCGACUGGCCCAGCAGGUGAAGGGUGUGGUGCAACUGGUGGGUAAGCAGGCCUCGAUGCUGAGCAGUGGAGAGAAGAGGCUUGCCCGUCUGAAGGGCGAACUACAGGAGCUGAGGCGCCGGCUGGCUGGUGAGCUCCAGGGUUGCCGCUCGGCCGCUCUGGGCGUCCAGAAGGAGGUGAGCGAGGUGGGUGGCAGGGUGGCUCGCGUAGAGGGCCAGUGCGGCGGCUUGACACACCUUGCUGACGACCUGGAGAGAAUCCGCGGAGAGCUUGAGGGACACUCGGAUGGGUACCUGGCCCAGUUCAACAGCACUCUGACCAGUCACUCGCUGCAGCUGUUAGAGCUGAAAGAGGGACUGAAAAACUGCACAGGAAAUACUGGGCUGGCUCAGGCACUAGUGUCCUUCACAUAGAGCCAACCCACAAGACAUCUGAGGAGCGUAUAGAGGUACCAGCUGAGCCAAGAGGAGACCAGUUUGCAGCGCCGAUUCACCCCAAAAAACUACAUUAGAUAUAAGGCACCGGUUUCAGAAAAGUCUUACUAGUAAGCCACAGUAACUGCACAAAAUAAGAAUAGGAUGAAAUGAUGGGUUUCAAAACCAGUGAAUCCAACACCAGCAUAGACAAACUUGAGUAUGUCAAUGAGAGACUGAUAUGGGAAUGGUUGUAUGGGGUAGGGAUGGGUCAGAAAUGUGAUGUCAUGUGUCUGUAUAGAGCUUAAGCCUAAAAACUCUGUCUCAUUCUUUCUGAACUCCUAUGGUUGAUUGUUGUUUUAUUUUGUUCAAUUUUUAUACUGAUUUUUACUGAUCAUAAUUAUGACAUUGGUGUUGGGGAACAUGUGUGUAUUUUGCUAUUAUGCAUGUCAUUUAAUGUCUUUUUUGCUGUUGUUUCAAUAUUGUGUUUACUUUGUAAUUACAUGUUUAUAAUAAAACCACAAAAUGAACUGA
Messenger RNA from Alosa alosa (allis shad), 3551 nucleotides. RefSeq names its product elastin microfibril interfacer 3a (gene emilin3a). Gene Ontology annotation, molecular function: protein binding. The record is from RefSeq and is a predicted model, not a curated record. NCBI's taxonomy places the organism in Eukaryota, Metazoa, Chordata, Actinopteri, Clupeiformes, Clupeidae. The transcript has 4 exons. Bases 174 to 3017 code for a protein of 947 amino acids. Gene Ontology annotation, cellular component: extracellular matrix.